UUAAUGGCUCUUUUGCUAUUGCGGCAAGCAUUGUCUGUAACUGAUGGCGAGGGAGAUGGAGACGGUGAUGAAGACGCAUCUACUUUCUUCUCCCUUUCCUUGCUUCGAGUUGCCGGUUUUCUUUUGCCUUGCUAUAUCAUGAUCUGGGCCAUUAGUAUCUUGCAACAGCGAAGGCAGAGACAGGAAGCUGCAGCACUGGCGGCAACACAAUUUGCAAUCGUGGUACAAUCCGCUCAAAGCAGCAGAGGCCUUCUGGUCGCAUCCGCUGCCCCUGCAGUAGCUUCUCUUGCCACUCCACAUCGGGAACAGGUGUAAGUAAACGACAAUCCCUGUGCCAUUUACGUGCAUUGGGGUGUUACUUUUAUAUGCAGCAGGAAAAUUAUGCUGAAGACAUUGAAUUUCCUCAGUAUUGAAGUAUGUUUCCCUUUCGUUUCAAUCUGAAAUCCCUAAUGUUAGAAUUGUGUGUGAAUGUUGGAUUCUUUGAGUGAGCUUUCUUGGAGAACUGGUCGAGAGCUUAAUUAACUUCAUCAAAAUGUAUUUAUAUUUCUUUAAUCUAAUGUAUUUUACAUGUUUCUCUA
Messenger RNA from Olea europaea var. sylvestris, 578 nucleotides. RefSeq lists its product as uncharacterized. Gene Ontology annotation, cellular component: membrane. Gene Ontology annotation, molecular function: ubiquitin-protein transferase activity. The coding region runs from base 4 to 315 and encodes 103 amino acids. The transcript has 3 exons. Lineage: Eukaryota; Viridiplantae; Streptophyta; Magnoliopsida; Lamiales; Oleaceae. The record is from RefSeq and is a predicted model, not a curated record. Gene Ontology annotation, biological process: protein ubiquitination.